This is a messenger RNA of Stegostoma tigrinum, 5849 nucleotides long. It is a transcript of the gene prkd2, whose product is annotated as protein kinase D2. The transcript has 18 exons. Gene Ontology annotation, biological process: protein phosphorylation. Bases 290 to 2893 code for a protein of 867 amino acids. Lineage: Eukaryota; Metazoa; Chordata; Chondrichthyes; Orectolobiformes; Stegostomatidae. The record is from RefSeq and is a predicted model, not a curated record. Gene Ontology annotation, molecular function: ATP binding; protein serine/threonine kinase activity.
UCUCCCUCUCCCUGCACAACAGACUAAUAAGUUAUUGAAGGAGGUAGUGAGGGUAGGGUGUUUCCUGUUUUUUUUGUAUUUGACGCCAUUUUGUGGGUUUAAACUAUCAAAACAGAGUGAGUUCACUCAUUGUUAGCAAAGAAAGAAGUUUUGCUUGGAGCCUGCUGCUUGAGUUUCCUUUAUUUCGAAGCAGUCUUGCUGCCCCUCCCCUCCGUCAACCUCUGUAGCCCCACCACUCCUCCUUCCCUCCUGUCUGCCUUUGAAUUGCCUUGCACUGGAGGGGCAGGUGAUGAGUUCUGCGUCUGCUGCCUGCCCCACGAGCCCUGCUCCUUGCCUGGGACAGGGGACCGCCAGCUCUUGUCCGUCCGGCUGCCUGGGCACCUCGUUCAUCAUCCAGAUAGGGCUGACCAGGGAAUCCGUCCUGCUCCCGACCAGUGACGACAACACUUUAGCAAGAGUGAAGGAACUCGCUUGUUCCAUCGUAGAUCAGAAGUUCCCAGAAUGUGGCUUCUACGGAAUGUACGACAAAAUCCUCCUCUUCAGACACAACCCAACUUCCGACAAUAUCCUGCAGUUGGUGAAAUCGGAGCUCGAUAUCCAGGAAGGAGACCUGAUUGAAGUCGUGUUGUCAGGUGCAGCGACUUUUGAAGACUUCCAGAUUCGCCCACAUGCCCUGAAUGUGCAUUCGUACCGCGCACCAGCGUUCUGUGACCAUUGUGGCGAGAUGCUGUUUGGGUUGGUGAGGCAGGGACUGAAGUGUGAUGGUUGCGGAUUGAACUACCACAAGAGAUGUGCAUUUAGUAUCCCGAAUAACUGCAGUGGGGCCAGGAAGAGGCGGCUGUCCAACACCUCGCUGACAGGCUCGAUCAGCUCGCGAUUGUCAAUCUCUGAACUUCUUGCUUCACCGAAUGACAACCAAGUGAAGCACUUGGUGGAGACAUUGUCUCUGAAGGAAAAGCGUUUGAACCUGGGCAUUUACACUGGACGGCCGAUCGAGCUGGACAAAAUCUUCCUGUCAAAGGUCAAGGUGCCGCACACGUUCGCGGUGCACUCCUACAAGCGGCCCACAGUCUGCCAGUUCUGCAAAAAGUUGCUGAGAGGUCUGUUUCGCCAGGGGCUACAGUGCAAAGACUGCAAGUUCAACUGUCAUAGGCGAUGCUCCGAGAAAGUGCCCAAUGACUGCUUGGGUGAAUCAGUCAUCAACGGAGAUUUGCUGAGCCCAGGUAUCGAUACAGAUGCAAACAUGGAGGAUGUGACCGACGAUGGCGAUGGAGACAAAACCCUGACCAUGGAAGAUUUCGACGAAUCACCCACCACCCCCAGCCACCGCUCGGAGAACGGUUUCCCUGGAGAUGACGACAGCCCCAGCAGAAUGAUGAGUGAUGCCAUGGCCAGCAACAUCCCCCUGAUGCGUGUGGUACAGUCCGUCAAGCAGACCAAACGGAAAUCCAGCACCACCCUGAAGGAGGGCUGGGUGGUUCACUACAGCAACAGGGAUGCUCUGCGGAAGAGGCAUUACUGGAGGCUGGACUGCAAGUGUAUCACCUUGUUCCACAAUGACACUGGGAACAAGUAUUACAAGGAAAUUCCACUUUCCGAGAUCCUGGGUGUGGAGCCUGCACAGAAUUCCGGGACCAUCCCUCACAGCGGCAGCCCUUACUGCUUCGAAAUCCGAACGAGCAACGUGGUGUACUUUGUUGGGGAGAAUCCGGCCUCGCACCCACCUUCGGGAUUGGGCGGAUUGGGCAGUGUGUCCUGGGUGGAUGAGGCCAAAGUUUGGGAAGCAGCUAUCCGACAAGCAUUGAAACCCGUCAUCUUCCAGGACACUCUGGACCCCCAGGAGCAGACCCCACACAGACAGGCGUCAGUCAAUUUUUCUGUACCCAACAGUCAAAGCCUGGAGAAUGUGGAUAUAGCGACCGUGUACCAGAUCUUUGCAGAUGAGGUGCUUGGAUCCGGACAGUUUGGUAUUGUUUAUGGAGGCAAGCACAGAGAGACCGGGCGAGAUGUGGCUAUCAAAGUCAUCGACAAGUUACGGUUCCCAACCAAACAGGAGAGCCAACUACGUAACGAGGUGGCCAUCCUACAGGGCCUGUCUCACCCCGGAGUGGUCAACCUGGAAUGCAUGUUCGAGACCCCCGAGAAGGUUUUCGUCGUCAUGGAGAAGCUCCACAGUGACAUGUUGGAAAUGAUCCUGUCCAGCGAGAGGGGCCGGCUGCCGGAACGCAUCACCAGGUUCAUGAUCACACAGAUCCUUGUUGCACUCCGGCAUCUACACUUCAAGAACAUUGUGCAUUGUGAUCUCAAACCGGAAAAUGUGCUGCUGGCGUCAGCUGAGCCCCUUCCUCAGGUGAAACUCUGUGACUUUGGUUUUGCUCGAAUUAUCGGGGAGAAAUCCUUUCGCCGCUCGGUGGUGGGGACGCCAGCCUACCUGGCCCCUGAGGUCCUCUUGGACAAAGGCUACAACCGCUCCCUGGACAUGUGGUCGGUGGGGGUGAUCCUGUACGUCAGCCUGAGUGGCACCUUCCCCUUCAAUGAGGAUGAAGACAUCAACGAUCAGAUCCAGAAUGCUGCAUUCAUGUACCCACCCAAUCCCUGGAAGGAGAUCUCGUGGGAAGGCAUUGAUCUCAUCAACAACCUGCUCCAGGUACGAAUGAGGAAGAGAUACAGUGUGGACAAGUCUUUGAGUCACCCCUUCCUGCAGGACCAGCAGACGUGGCUGGACCUGCGAGAGCUGGAAUGCAAGAUCGGAGAGAGGUACCUGACCCAUGAGAGUGAUGACCCAUGCAGCCAGGCACAGCACCCGUCCCAGGUCACCAGGAAGCCAGCUCCUGCUGUUAGUUUGAGCAGCAGAGAUGUGCAGAGACUCAGUGAGAGGGUCAGUGUCCUCUGAACACAGUCCCAAAGUUCAGCAGAGAUGUUCAGAACCCUUUAAUACAUAAGGAGACACACACUCUUUCCCUCUGUCUCAGACAGACACACACACACACACACACACAGUCUGUCUCUCUCUCUCUCUCAUACACACACAUAUACUCUGUCUGUCUCACUCUGUCGUUAUCUCUCUUGGUCUCUGUCUCACACUUUCACUCUCUCUGUCUCUCUCUCAUAUUCUGUCUCUCUCACUCGCAAUCUCUGUCUGUCUGUCUCUCUCUCUCUCUCGCACACUGUCUCACUCUCACACUCUGCUGUCUCUCUCUCAAACUGUAAUGUUGCUCUCUCUCUCGCACACUGUCUCACUCUCACACUCUGCUGUCUCUCUCUCAAACUGUAAUGUUGCUCUCUCUCUCGCACACUGUCUCACUCUCACACUCUGCUGUCUCUCUCUCAAACUGUAAUGUUGCUCUCUCUCUCGCACACUGUCUCACUCUCACACUCUGCUGUCUCUCUCUCAAACUGUAAUGUUGCUCUCUCUCUCGCACACUGUCUCACUCUCACACUCUGCUGUCUCUCUCUCAAACUGUAAUGUUGCUCUCUCUCUCGCACUUUCCCUCUCUCUGUCUUUCUGUCUCUUCCUCUUGCUUGCACACUUUGUCUUUCUGUCUCUGCCUUGCACACUCUGUCCCUCGUGCAUACACACACACUUUGUCUGUCUCUGUCUCUCUCUCACACAUACACUCACACACACACGCACACACUGUCAUGUAUUAAAGGGUUUGGUUAAUUACUGGAGUAUCGAGCCUGAGUCAUCGUUAUCAAUGGUGAAGGCUUCUUCCAUUGGAAUUUGAGCCCUCCUGACUGACUGUUCUUCCUCCUGUAGCUUCGGGAACACAGGAUCUGACUCAGUGGGAUGUGAGAAUCUGUUUCUUCGUGGGGCCAGACAAGGGGCUUGGUCGUGUAUAUAAACACCUUCAGAGUAAAACUGGGCACAAGGUGGGGGGAUACAGGAAAAUUUCAGUCUGUCCAAUGAAGGUGACGCUGCUAACUUGCCCAUCAGCCUGUUGGAGAGGGGGAGGGCUGUUAUAGAUUCGACUUAUUUGGGAAGGGGUGUAAUUAAAGGGGAAAAGAAAUUAAUCCCCCCCCCCCCCAAAAAGACGCAGUGAACUGUGAGGAUGCUCUAGAAUUAUGUGUCUUUUUUUUAUUUUUAAAGAUAAAAUCAUUUUUGCCCCAUUAGCAACCACUAAACAAACCCUGCUCCUAAACAGGAGGGUCAUUCCAUAGUUGACUGACCCAGGGACAGCUUUGUUUUUCAAUGGAAGUGAAUAUUCAACUAUUUUGUUGUUAAUACAGGGACCAGUAUCCAGAUCCUUCUCUAAUUUACCUGUUCAGAGAUGCUAGCACGCAGGAACUGGCGGGACUUGAUCCCGGGCCCCCUGGCUCAGAGAUACAGACACUGAGCCCUCAGUGGGGAAAACGGUGAGGACAUUCCCGGCUGUGGCCGAUGACCCUGGGAGCACUGUCCAAGAAUGGAAGCCUAAAGGGACCUCCCAGGCCCCACCUUGAACCCACCCUCCUAGACUUGGGUCAUUUAAGGUGGGGAGGGCCAGGAGAGAGUGGGGGCUCCCAGUUUGUAUCAGUGUAGGACCCUGACCAAGUCACAGAGAGGACUGAGUGGAAGGGUCUGAACAGUGCAAAAGGAGAUUAAUCCGAGAAUGGUUCGGCAAGUUACAGAGAGGGAGCUCGCGCUCUCUCAUGUGUGAAUGCUGCCAGUGUUUUCUGAUGUGUCUUAUUUUACUUAUUUAUAUAAAUAUAUAUUGUACAGAAGCAGCGACUCCAAACUGAGAAUAAAAGUACGUUAAGAUUUCUUUUUGUGUCUGAGAUGCCUGAAACUGUGAGUUUGUGUUUUAUGUUUCCUACCUCCACUAUUGUUUUGUCUGUCCCUUAUAAACAUAAUUGAGUUUGUGUGUGUGUGUCUCUGUCUCUCUCAUGGUGAGUUGCUUGACCCUCAAACACACAGCAAACAUCUUCCCACCACCCCCCAGCAUUGCGUGUGUAAUGGAUAUAUUAUUUUAAUAAAAAGUACUUCUGGCUUCAGCUGUGGUUCAGUGGGAUUAAUGUGUUUGCAUCCGAGUGAAAUGGUUCUGGGAUCAAGUCCAACCCUGGGAUCCCAACGGCAGGGGGCAGAGACAGUAGGAACUGCAGAUGCUGGAGAUUUGAGAUAACAAAGUGUAGAGCUGGAAGAACACAGCAGGCCCAGCAGCAUCUUAGGAGCAAGAAAGCUGAUGUUUUGGGCCUGGACCCUUCUUCAGAAAAAAUCCAUGGUGGCCCAGUUGUUUGAACUGCUGCCUCACAGCGCUAGGGACCCAGGUUCGAUUCCACCCUCAGGCUGUGCAUUCUCUCCGUGUCUGCGUGGGUUUCCUCCAGGUGCUCUGGUUUCAUCCCACAGUCCAAAGAUGUGCAGGCUAGGUUGGAGGGAGAGUAGGAACUGCAGAUGCUGGAGAAUCUGAGAUAACAAGGUGUAGGGCUGCCUUGUCUAGGCUUAAAACAUCAGCUUUCCUGCUCCUCUAACGCUGCUUGGCCUGCUGUGUUCAUCCAGCUCCACACCUUGUUAUUGCAGGUUAGGGUGGAUUGGCCAUGCUAAAUUGCCCCAUAGUGUCCAGGGAUGUGCAGAUUAGGUGGAUUAGAUGGAUUAUAGGGGGAUGGGUCUGGGAGGGUUGUUCUGAGGGUCAGGGCAUGGACUUGUUGGGCCGAAAGGCCUGUUUCCAGACUGUUAGGGUUCUAAGAUUCUAUGAAAAUAUUGGCUGAUGUCCCAUCACAAAGCUCAAGCAUCGUCACGCUGUCGGAGGGUCAGUGCUGAGGGGUGCCGCACUGUCAGAGGGUCAGCACAGAGGGAGUGGGCACUGUCGGGGGGUCAGCGCUGAGGGGGCACCGCACUGUCAGGGGGUCAGUGCUGAGGGGGCGCCACACUG